AUGGCGAAACUCAGCACUGCGAGACAGCCUGGGAAUGACUGGGAAGCUAUCUUUCGAGCCCACGAACCCGAGAAUUCGUCGUUGGCCAUCGAGUGGGAGACAGAGAAGAGGUUUAACGAGUUUGCCGACCUUUUCCUUGUUAAGAAGGAUGUUUAUAAGGCCUUCGAAUAUAUCCUUCCUGAAUACAUUAACCACAACCCCUUGGCUCAAAAUGGAGCUCAGUAUGCUUUGGAUCUCCUCGGUCCGAUCUGGGGAAACCAGUCGAUAACAGUGUUUCGUACUAAAUUCGAGGGCAACAUGUCCUGGCUUAACUACAAGAACUCCUUUGGCGAGAUUGUGGAUCGAUACCGUUGGGAGGAUGGUUGUAUCAUGGAGCACUGGGACCAAGGAGAGGAAUUCCCAACUACUUAG
Molecule: messenger RNA, 411 nt
Organism: Daldinia decipiens
Lineage: Eukaryota; Fungi; Ascomycota; Sordariomycetes; Xylariales; Hypoxylaceae
Exons: 4
Coding region: 1-411 (136 amino acids)
Source: RefSeq, a predicted model, not a curated record